Molecule: messenger RNA, 1363 nt
Organism: Physella acuta
Lineage: Eukaryota; Metazoa; Mollusca; Gastropoda; Physidae
Molecular function (GO): protein binding
Source: RefSeq, a predicted model, not a curated record
GGUAGUUCGCGUCAUAGCUCGCACCAUUCCCAAUGUUUUGAAUUCUCCCCCGACAAGGCAACACUCGCCGCUUGUUGCUAGUCCGAAUAUCUCCUGCCUACUCCAAUCAAUUUCGCCACUCACUGCCACGGAAAGUUCUGGAAUAUAGUUAUUUUUAGAGAAAAGCUUCUAGUAGAUAGUGAACAAAAAAUACUGUGUAAAAAUGGCUGAUAACAUCGUCCGUCGAGAAGUCCAGAGGCGAGAUGACCCGUUUGGUAUCCCGGCAUGUUUCUACUGGACCAUCGACGAGGUGGCGGAUUGGAUUGAGAGCAUCGGCUACGCUAAAUACAAGGAAAAUUUUCGGUCCCACUUCAUCAAUGGAAGGAAGCUGCUGACAGUUGACGCAUGCGUACUCCCGAAGAUGGGCAUCACACAUUUCGGUGACAUUUUGCUGCUGUGUAAACACAUCAGGGACCAGCUACGGAUCAGGAAACACUUGAGGGGGUUCAACCCGUUCAAGCCCCGGUACCCCUACAUCACCCUGGAGAACAGGUCCGGCAAGUCUCACCCCCACAUGACCUACAAGCAGCACGCGGAGAUGGCGGAGAGGAUAGUCAACUCGAGGCUGGCCUACUUCCGGAAAAAGAACCUUUACUACAGUGGCUGGUCUAUGCAAGACUGGUGGGAUGAAAAACUACGAGCGGAGGAGAAAUCAAUGAAAGAAAACAAACAGUCUGAGGAGGACAAGAAAGUGACCAUUGGGCGCUCGAUGCAGGAGCGGCUCUAUGAGGCGGCACACAGAGAACUUUCCUACGAGAGCUACAAGCCUGACUGGUCCAGCAAGACACCUCGCAGGAUCCUCAGCUGUCCGGCUAACAUCAUGCCUAUAAGCACCGUCAAUGAGAUCAAUACUAACAUCAUUGGUCACCUCAACUGGACACCUAUCAAAAGGACCAGAAAAAUACCAGCUAAGAAGUGGAAGAAAGAGCCUGAAGAAGAAUUACGAGACACUUAUUUGCCUAUUAUCUUUCACUGGAAAGAAAUGGAGCCUAGCAGAGGGUAUGAACUGAACAGGAUAGAUAAACAAAUUAAGUGUGGAUACUACCAAGGAUAAUAACAAAGACAUAGAUUGAUUCUGUAUCCCCUUUGAUAAGCCAAUGUUAACUUGUAAGAUAAAGUUGAAACAAGAAGUCAUUCACUAUGUUUAGCUCAGUGGGGAUAAUGAAAUAAAGUCAAGCUUCUUGUAGAUUUUAAUUAGCUUUAAUUAAAAUUAAAAUGUAAUCAAUAUGCAAAACAUAGCUUGUAACUGUAGUAACUUAAUAUUGAUCAUACUUCUAACAUUCACAAUUAUGCAAGUAAACAAUAAAACAAUAUUCUUAAUAUU